This is a messenger RNA of Penaeus indicus, 1051 nucleotides long. RefSeq lists its product as uncharacterized. The transcript is spliced from 7 exons. The record is from RefSeq and is a predicted model, not a curated record. The coding region runs from base 566 to 1051 and encodes 161 amino acids. Lineage: Eukaryota; Metazoa; Arthropoda; Malacostraca; Decapoda; Penaeidae.
UUUGUUGUUAUUGUGACUAUUGAUUGCAUGAUGCAGUAUUUUUAGUUCAAUUACACCGAUUUUUUGGGGCUUCCACCUCGAUAGCGACUGGAUUUUCGUAAAAUGAAAGCUUAAUGAAAUGCGGAAGUGAGACCAGAAGUAAUUCGGAGAUUGGAGGCGGCAUCGUAUGACGUCACUUCUGCUUUCAGCCAAUCAUAUCCCAUUAUGUAGAUGAUUUCAGGGUGGAGGCCGUCACCCUGCCUAGCGCCUCUACUAACCUCGGACUCGGCGUGACGGCGGCAACCGGUCGCGGAGCCGCCCCCCCUCGCCCCCUCGCUGCCCGUCGCCCCCCUCGACGCCGCCGCCGCCGCCAGGGAAGAGCCCCGCUGCCGCCGCCGCCGCCCCUACCUCGACGACCGCUCACUGCCAGGACCGCCAUCGUCCAGCCCGACCCGAGACCAGGACCGAAAUCACACCGGGACAGCCGUCGCCCGCCCCUACACACAUGCCGCCGCUGCACUCCUCGCGCCUCGCCAAUCCUUAGGUCUUGUUUGCCGCCAUCGUGCCGCCCUCGCGUGCUCCCGGCAUGGCCCAGCUGGAAAUACCGUCCAUAGUGGUUCACAACGGAUCAAGCAGCACGCCGGGCAGCCCCAGCAUGGAGCGCCCCUCCAGAUCACUGCGCCAGCACCGUACCCUCUCAAAGCAGAUUUCCCUCCUGGACGACGACUGCGAUGAAGGCUUGGACGACAGCAGGGACUUGCUGCCUGAGAGUCCAACCUCGCACGGUGCCAACCACACCCUCUCGGCCAACACUGCUGGUCUUGAUGAAGUGUCUCCGCCGCUACCUACAACCAACUUCACUCAUCACCACAGUGGCUUGCCCCAUGGCCCUGGACCAGGAGGAGGAGGAGUUCUUGGUAAUUCUGGCCAAACACGCUCCAAAUCUCUGGAAUUAAAUCAGCAACGCUCAACCGAAUCUGAUAAAGACGCGCCUCUAGUCACGUCUGCAAGACACAGGUUCCAAGAGGUUGAAGAAUUUCUAAGAAUUGUGAGUGGAAGAGGUGAAAUAUAA